Penicillium diatomitis is the source of this 2202-nucleotide messenger RNA. RefSeq names its product SDA1 family protein. Gene Ontology annotation, biological process: ribosomal large subunit biogenesis; ribosomal large subunit export from nucleus. Gene Ontology annotation, cellular component: nucleolus. The transcript has 2 exons. The record is from RefSeq and is a predicted model, not a curated record. The coding region runs from base 1 to 2202 and encodes 733 amino acids. NCBI's taxonomy places the organism in Eukaryota, Fungi, Ascomycota, Eurotiomycetes, Eurotiales, Aspergillaceae.
AUGGUUAAAAGAAAGCUUGGAGCCUUGGAGAAGGUUGAGGCUGACCUGUCCUACAUUGAAGAUUUUCGCGCCCAACACUACCAAUAUGAGUCGCACCGGGAGAUUUUCAUGGCGGCGCCCUCCGCGGCCACGGACACUGGCAUCAUCUCAUUGAGAGAAUUAAUUGAUUUCAUCUCUCAUGUCGCCGAUUGCUAUCCUGAGAUUUUGAAAGAUUUCCCACGGCAGUUGAUCGACAUGCUCAUGCAGCACCACCUGGUCUUAGAGCAGGAAUUGCGGGAGAAGCUUGUCGGAAGUAUCGUGCUGCUCAAGAAGAAAGACCUGAUUGACUCCGCAACGUUGCUUCAUACCCUGUUCCCUAUUCUGAUUUCCACCCCCAGCAAGACUCUUCGGGCUCUUCUGUUUCAGAAAAUCCUCUCGGAGCUGCGCCAGGCAAACUCAAAGACAACGAAUCACAAGCUAAAUCGAACCAUGCAAACUGUGCUGUUCAAUUUGGUCACGUCGGACCGUACUUCCUCCAAGGCGCUGUGGGCCAUCAAGUUGACCCGAGAGCUGUGGAAGCGUCAGAUCUGGACCGAUGCCAAAGCGGUCGAGGUCAUGAAAGAAGCAGCCCUUUCGGAGAAUGAGAAGGUCAUUGUCGGUGGUGUGCGCUUUUUCCUCGGCGGCGACAAAGAGCGCGAGGAUAUGGAAGACGAAAGUAGUGACGAAGAGACCCUCGAUAUUGGUCGCCUUCGACACACUCUCCAGAUCAACAAGAAGUCCAAAAAGAAGGCUCGUGUGGCAGAGAAAGCCAUGGCUACGCACAAGAAAAAGGAGCGCAAGAAGACUCAACCACACCCUCUUAAUUUCUCGGCACUUCACUUGCUUCACGAUCCUCAGGGAUUUGCCGAAACCCUUUUCAGCAAGCAUCUGCAAAGCAGCAAGUCCAAGCUCAAUCUGGAGCAAAAACUUCUCGUGUUGCAACUAGUCUCGCGACUGGUCGGUCUACACAAGUUGCACAUCAUGUCCCUUUAUUCCUACUUCCAAAAGUUCCUCACGCCACGUCAGCCUUCGGUGACUUCAUUCCUUGCGUCGUUAGCACAGGCGACUCACGAUUUGGUACCUCCUGAUGUCCUGGAACCGCUGGUCCAGAAGAUUGCCAAUGAGUUUGUCUCAGAGGCAUCCGCGGGAGAGGUGGCCACGGCCGGUCUGAACGCCAUUCGGGAGAUUUGCGUUCGCCAACCUCUUGCUAUGAAUGAGACGCUACUUCAGGAUCUCGUGAUGUAUAAGAAGAGCAAGGACAAGGGUGUAAUGAUGGCGUCCAAGGGCUUGCUCAGUCUCUACCGUGACGUGGGAGCCCAGAUGUUGAAGAAGCGUGAUCGUGGUAAGGAAGCGUCCAUGGGUCUUCGGUCUGGCGAGAAAGAGCAAAGACGGUUCGGUGAACAGGAAACUGGUGGCAUCGAAGGUCUUGAAUUGUUGGAGAAGUGGAAGGAGGAGGAGCGUCGCAAAAAACGCGAAGAGAAGGGCUUGGCCUCCGAUGACGAGGACGAUGACGAUGAUGAAAAUGACUGGGCUGCAUGGAAUGUCGAGGACGAUAAUGACAGCGAUGAUUCUGGCGGCUGGAUCAAUGUUGAAAGCGAUGCGGAGAUUGAGUUGAGUGAUUCUGAAGAUGAGGGCAAGGAUAGACCAUCCAAGAAGACCAAGCAAGACGACCCCGAGACCAAGAAGGACGAGAACAUCGCCGCUGAAGAGAAGAAGCUUUCGACACUUGCUACCACCCGAAUCCUGACCCCGGCCGAUUUGGCGAAGCUUGCGGAGCUUCGCGCUCAGGCAUCCGUCAACACUGCGCUGAAUGGCACAAAAUCCCGCCGUGGAGGUCUCCCUGCUGCUCGUCAUACAGAUGACCCGUUGACUGCUCAAGAGAUUGAGGGUCUCGCUGCUCUGUCUGCUGCAAAGGCCACCCGUGAAGAGCGUAUUGCUCAUGCACGCGAGGGUAAGCCUGACCGUGAUGAGCACAAGAGCAAGGAAGCUCGCCGUCGGGAGCGCAAGCAGGAGCAAGGCAAGAGUACUACCAACAAGGAGAAGGCUCGUCGCAAGAACUUCCUCAUGACUUUGGGCAAAGCGAAGAGCAAGAACAAGCGUAGUCUCGUCGAGACUCGAGCCGUGCUCAAGGCACACCAUGAUCGUCAAAAGAGAGGUGGUAAGCGUGGUAACGUUGGAAAUUAA